UACAGCGGGCGGCUCGGGCUGUGAUAUGAGGCGCGGGUCUGCACUUUCAGAGACAAAGGGAGCAGAAGAAGAGAAAAGAAAUAAAGAAAGAAACAGAGCAUCAAGGAGUCAAAGUGUCGGUCAAAAGGACCAUCUAUCCCAGUUCCAUACUCAUGCAGUGAGGUCUCUAAGGGCCUCCAGGCCAGGGUUGUCCACGUGAGAAGGGAAUCUUAGAAGAGAAGAGCAGGCACUUGGAGGAGAGAGAAGAGUUUUACAUACAGCAAUGGCCUCACUCAGUUAUGAUGGCAUGGUUAAAAGACUGGAGCACAUUAAGCAAGAGGACUGUGAGGGGGGUUCCCCAGAGGAUGUGUGUGUGAAGUCAGAGGAUUGCGAAAGAGGAAUUUCAUUUUUUAAGGAGGAGGAGGAGUCUGAUGGAGAAAUUGUUCAGGUUAUGGUUGGGGAUUCUGACGAUUUCUCGGUUCACCUUGAACUGCAAAAGCAUGAAACUGGAAAUGUUUUCAAGCAGGACAUUUGUGAAGAAUCACAUUCCACUUUGCAGCCCUGGGUCACAAAUACAGGAUACCUGGCUACCCAGCAGAAUUCUAUAGAGCUGAAAUCUGAGUUUGAAGAAAAAAUCAGUGAAGGAGAUGGGAAAGACGAAGAAGAGCAGCAGCCAUCUAGGAGCUUUGGGAUAAAUUUCCAUGACAUUGGCAACUUCUCCCCAUCUUUAUUUGCGGAGACUUCUCCUCUGUAUAGACUGCAACCCAUGCAGGACGAGAGGAAGAUGACAAAAUCAACAAGAGGAUCAGAGAAUUUGACAGCAGCUUCUUUGCAGUGUAGUUCUUUUUCUGUAAUAGAAACCAUCAAUGCUGACCAACAACUCAUGUAUUACGCAGACCAACAGGGUUUGCAUGCUGGACAAGAGUGUGGACAAACUUUUAAAAACAAGUCAGACUGUAAAGACCUCAAGUCGGCUUAUACAGGAGAGAAGCCACACUGCUGUUCUGAAUGUGGUAAACGAUUCCUCUAUAACAGCAGGCUUCAGGCACACCUAAGAAUUCAUACUGGAGAAAAACCUCAUUGCUGCUCUGAAUGUGGCAAGCGAUUUUCUGACAGUUAUAGUCUCAAAAAACAUAAAAGAAUCCAUACUGGAGAAAAGCCUUAUGGCUGUGCUGAAUGUGGAAAAACAUUCAUUAAAAGUAGUGCACUUCACAGCCACUCAAGAAUUCACACUGGAGAAAAGCCAUAUUGUUGUGCUGAAUGUGGAAAAAGAUUUUCGGACAGUAGCAGUCUCCAAAGACAUAAAAGAAUCCACACUGGGGAAAAGCCCUAUGGUUGUACUGAAUGUGGCAAACGAUUCGCUGACAGUAGCACUCUCCAGAGCCACACAAGAAUUCAUACAGGAGAGAAGCCAUAUGGCUGUGCUGUAUGUGGGAAAAGAUUUGCCACCAGUAGUCGCCUUCACCAGCACUCACAAAUUCACACUGGAGAGAAGCCAUUUUACUGUUCCGAAUGUGACAAAAGAUUCUCCAGCAGUGGCGCUUUUCGUAAGCACACACAAAUUCAUACUAGAGGGAAGCCAUAUUGUUGUUCUGAUUGUGGCAAACAUUUCACCACCAGUAGCACUCUUCGCCAGCAUACACUAAUUCAUACAGGAGAGAAACCAUAUUGCUGUGGUGAAUGUGGCAAAAGAUUCUCUAGCAGUAGUUCUCUUCGACAGCAUGUGCAGAUUCACACUGGAGGAAAGCAUUAUGCCUGUUCUGAAUGUGAGAAACGUUUUACAAACCGUAGCGGUCUUCAGUGUCACAAAAGAGUUCAUACAGGAGAAAAGCCUUAUUCCUGCUCUGAAUGUGGCAAACAAUUCAACAGAAGUAGUAGUCUUUGGCAACACACGCGAAUUCAUAUGGGAGAAAAGCAAUAUGGCUGUUCUGAAUGUGGCAAACGAUUCUCCCAUAGCCGCAGUCUUCAGAAUCACAUAAAAAUCCACACUGUUCUGCAGUUUGUAACUGAGCUUGGACUGCCGAAGAGAAGAGCAGACAGUUGUAAAGAGAGAAGAGUUUCACACGGAGCAAUGGCCUCAGGCAAUGGGAAUGGCACGGCUGAGCGACUGGAGCCCUUUAAGCAAGAGGAUUGUGAGUGGGGCACCCCGGAGUAUUUGUGCGUGAAGGUGGAGGAUUGCGAAGGAGCAAUUUCGGAUCUCAAAGAAGAGGAGUUUGAAGUGGAGCUGGUUCAAAUUAAAGAUGAGGAUUCUGAAGAUUUGCCAGUUAGCUUUGAACUGCAAAAGCAUGAAAGCGGGAAUAUUUUCAAGCAAAAUACUUCUGAAGAUUCUUAUUCUGGUGUGCAGCCUUGGUUUACUAAUACAGGGCAGCUGGUUACCCAACGUAAUUUUGUGGAGCUGAAAUCUGAGAUAUCCAAGUUUGAGGGGAAAAUCACUGAAGGAAACGGCAGAGAAGCAGAAGAGCAGCAGUCGUCUAGGAGUUUUGAUGUGCAGGCGAAUGACAGCUUCUCACCGGCAUCAUUUGCUCAGACUCCUCUUCAGCGUAGACUACAACACAAACAGGACACAGAGAAGAUGAAAAAAUCAACAAAAGGAUCAGGGAAUUUGACCUCCGUUUAUUUGAAGUGCGGUUCUCUUCCUGCUGCCACAUCUAAACAGAGAGAAGCCCUCAACUCGGACAAACAAGAACUUCCUAGCACAGAUCAAGAGGCCUUGUGUGCUGGCCAAGAAUGCAGAAAAACAUUCCAAAACAAAUCUGAGUGCAACAAUCAAACAUUGAAUCAUACAAGGCUGAAACCGUAUUGCUGUUCUAAAUGUGGCAAACGAUUCUCUUACAGCAAUGAUCUCCAAAAACAUACAAGAGUCCAUACUGGAGAAAAGCCAUAUGGCUGUACUGUAUGUGGCAAAAGAUUCUCUAACAGCAGUAAUCUCCAAAAGCAUACAAUGAUUCAUACUGGAGAAAAGCCUUAUGGCUGUUCAGAAUGUAGCAAAAGAUUCUCUUAUAGCAGUGAUCUCCAUAAACAUACAAGAAUCCACACUGGAGAAAAGCCAUACGGUUGUUCUGAAUGUGGUAAAAGAUUCUCUCACAGUAGUGACCUCCAAAAGCAUACAAGAAUUCACACUGGGGAAAGGCCCUAUGGCUGCUCUGAAUGUGGUAAAAGAUUCACCAACAGUAGCCACCUCCAGCAUCACAAAAGAACUCAUACUGGAGAUAAGCCCUAUUGCUGUUUUGAAUGUGGCAAAAGGUUCUCCAAAAGUAGCAAUCUUCAGCAUCACACAAGAAUUCAUACCGAAGAAAAGCCAUAUUGCUGUGUUGAAUGUGGCAAACGAUUCUCUUCCAAUAGUGGUCUCCAAACACAUACAAGAGCCCACACUGGAGAAAAACCGUAUGACUGUGCUGAAUGUGGCAAAAAAUUCACCAAUAGUAGCAACCUUCAGCGUCACUCAAGAAUUCAUACUGGAGAGAAGGCAUAUUGUUGUACUGAAUGUGGCAAACGAUUCACUGACAGUAGUGGCCUCCGCAGACAUAUAAGAGUUCACGCCAGAGAAAAUCGGUAUGGCUGUGCUGAAUGUAGCAAACAAUUCCCUGACAGUAGUUCUCUUCAGCAGCAUACACAAAUUCAUACCGGAGAAAGCGAUAUUGGUGUUCUGAAUGUGGUAAAAGAUUCUCUCAUAACUGCGGUCUUCAGAAUAACAUAGGAACUCACACUAUUCUGCACUUCUAAAAUGACAGAAAAGUUUCCCAUAACAGCAACUUUCACAAUCAAUCAAAAAAGGUCACAUUGCACAAAAUGUUAAAGGUAAAGGAUUCACACUUGUGAUUUUCACAGCAAAUUAAGGUUUAACAGUGGAAAAAAGUCUUGUGGUUGUAUUGAGUGUGGUAAAUAAUUCUCAGAGAGCAGUGGACUUCAUUGAUGUACAAAAAUUCAUAAUUUUUGUUGACCACAUGAUGAUUCACACUGGAGACAACCUUAAGGAGUAUGAUGAAGGGAAAAAAAAAAUGAGGAAGGAAGGAGCCAACACUACAUGUUGUAACUAAUGACAUCUUGAUGUGUACCAUUACAUGGUAGGCUUAAAUGUGUAUGACGUGUACCACAUCUCAUCAAGGUGAAUGUACUUACAACACACAGUAUGAAAAGGAUUCAACAAAAUAAUUUGAAGUGGCUUAACCUCUUCCACUUAGUGCCAUCCCUGCAUUAAGGACCAGUCAGGCACCAGAUGGCACUGUUGUGCAAAGCCUGUAAUAAGCUUCCCUUAGUAAUGUCAAUUUAUUUAAAUGUUUAUAGCAAACUUAAACUAAGUCUUAUUAAUUAUUCCUUUUCUGAUUUCCCAUCAUAUGCAGUUUCUUAUCCAGAAUUGGCCGUGGGAAAUUGUCUUUCCGUGUGGUGCUGUUAGCUUGCUUGUGGCUCCUUAGGCUCAACCUUUUGACCCUUUAGUAUUCAUUAAUAACGCGUGUGCAUACGGGCAACUUGAACUUUUAGAUUUACCAGGGGGCCUGAAGGCUACAGCCCACCUUAUUGUCGGCAGAAAAACGAACUCCACUACAUCUGAUCUUAUUUGUUCUCACUUCCAGUUUGAGGUUUGCUCAGUCAAGGAUAUGCAGCACAAGCCGGUGAUGAGCAAUGAUAAGGCCAGGACUAUUUAUGUCAUUCAAUGUUGUCAAAAUAAUUUGAAAAGAAAAUUGAAUACCAGGAAAGCUUUGAUACGAGACAUGCUGAUGAGCAGGAUGUACUGCAACUGGGCAGCACUUUUUGAUUUUCAGCCCUCAGCUGUAAUGGUAAGGAUGGUUAUCUCUAAAGGCACAAAACGGUUUAAAAGUCAUCCUGAAUAAAUUUUUUAAAGGCCUGAAUAAGUUUAGUGACUUCUUAAAACGUAUUUUCAGGAUUAAAACAUUUUGUCAGUAA
Molecule: messenger RNA, 4881 nt
Organism: Erpetoichthys calabaricus (reedfish)
Lineage: Eukaryota; Metazoa; Chordata; Cladistia; Polypteriformes; Polypteridae
Product: zinc finger protein 845-like
Exons: 6
Coding region: 263-3676 (1137 amino acids)
Biological process (GO): regulation of transcription by RNA polymerase II
Molecular function (GO): RNA polymerase II cis-regulatory region sequence-specific DNA binding; DNA-binding transcription factor activity, RNA polymerase II-specific
Source: RefSeq, a predicted model, not a curated record